GCGGGUUAAAUUAAGUGUCAAUAAUUAUGCAUCUGAUAUCCACUCACUUUUCUUGUUUGUAAAAAACAGGGUAUCUAUAAAGUCAUUAUAAAAAUGAAUAAAAACCCAAAGUGAAUUGCUUGUCUGUUGACUGUUGAUUUUACCAAUGAAUUAUUAACAAAUGGAACUGUUUACCUCAAUACGUGGUUGAAUCACGAUUUUCUUAUGCGUUUAAAAUAAAGUCGGGUCAUUUGAAAGAAGUCUAUUUCCAGGACUAACUCAUGUCAUCUAUUAAUUUGUCCUUCAGAGACUUAAAUAGUUACGUAUAGUUGUUGUUUAACUUCGUAUUUGCUAUAGUGCUUGUUUAUAUGAAAUUAUUUAAAUAACUGUAAUGACAAACGUUCAAGCUGAGAGUGUUAUUACUAGAAUAAUUAAACAAAUAAUACAACAAUGUAUUUCAAGAGGACAUGACGUCUCUGAGACCCUUGUGGCGUUUAUUGUCAAAGCAGUUGUUCUUGAUCCUGCUUCUGGAUUUCUACCCGAUAAACCACUGGAUAGUGAGGAUAUAAAGAAACUGAUUGAAUUAUGUGUUAACAGGGUAACUGAUCAAGAAUCACCAUCUGUUGAUACAAUAAAAAUGCAAGUAUUCUUCGAAAUAAAUCAUCUCAAAAAAGAUGAAUUCCUAAACGAGCAUCAUCGCGUACUGGAAAAGCGUUUAGAACCUGUAUUACGUGAAGUUAUAGAGAGUCGAGCAAAAUUACGGGAGGAACUAGAGGCUACUUAUCAAAAUAUUAUAUCAGCUUUAUUAUUAAGGUCGGGUCUUGGAUCUCCAACAAAUAUGGAUGUUAUCAGAGAAACUACAGCUGCACUUCAAAGUAUAUUUCCACAAACAGAUAUUGCAAGCUUUUUGUCAGCCAAUGCUAAUCAAAAAAGAAAACAACUAUAUGAAUUUACUGGUCUGGUCACUGGUAUACGUCUGUAUAACAAAGAUUGUAAUAAAGGAGGAGCUGGAAUUGAUGAUCUUCCGCAUUUAUUGAGUGAAGGAGUGCCCAUAACACUAGAAACAGUUAAUGAAGAAAUUAAAAAAUCAGAUGAACUUGCUGCUAUUUACACAAGUCUUUUCUUGAAACUAUCUACUAUUGACCCAACUACUGAUGUUAAAGCUUUAAUAAAGUCUGCUAAGGAGAUGGAUAUUACACCGGAACACUUGCGAGCUUCCGUAGUCAAUGCUAGACAGUAUGGAAAAUUUCUAAGAAUUAUUGAAUGCGAGCUUAAUCAAAUGUUGAAAGACAUAGAGAAAAUAAUUGAUAGCUUUAAAAGUUGUAUGAAAAAAUUGCAUAUUCUAAUAAGUGAUCGGCCAGCCGUUCCAAGUAACGAAGUUUAUCCUGGAUUCCUACAGCUUGCUAAUUAUUGGACAAGUUUUCAAGAUGAAAUGGUUUUCUUAUCAGUAUUAACCAGUACUUUAAAUACCUUACAAACAUAUUUUGUUGGACGUCAGUUGAAAUGGACCAAAGAACAAAUGUAUAAUUUUAUCUCGGAUAAGGAAGUUAUAUUCGACGAAGAUCGUAAGCAUCAUGACCGAUUAAGUGAAGAAUACUGUGGUGGACAUCAGUGUGUAUUCCCACAUUCUUCUUCAGAAGAGAUUAAUCUUAAUAUUGAGUACGAAGGAUUUUGCAUCUGGUCAUUAGUACGUUAUCAAGGUCUACUAGUACCAGCUGAUAUUCAUAUGGGAGUUUUGCUCUUACCUCCAGAUAAUAAAAUGUAUGCAUUUAGCACACCUGAAGCAGCAAAAGAAUUUGUGAUGGAAACUGAAAAAUUUUUGAAGGCUAUACCAGAAGUUAUACGACGUUUACCUGAACUAAUCCCAAUUUUAAAGCUCAAUCACCUUUUCUCCAAAGGAAUUUCUUAUACAAAUGGUCAAUUUCAUGAAAAUACAAGUCCUAAGGUCGACUGUGGUGUCCAAACAGUAGUGCACCCAAUAGAAACGUAUAUUGAUAAAAACUAUUAUUGGAAUGAGUGGGAACUGAGGAAAAAUGCUUUAAAGUUGUAGGUAAAUUUAAGAAAAAAGGCCACAGCUUCUGUUCAAACAAUUUUAAGCAAUUGGAGAAGAGACAAUGCAACUCAAGUAUAUCCGAUGAAGUAAGAUUUAAUACAAAGAGAACAUUUCUUUAUUUUGGCUGACUGCAGUUUAACUUAUUAAGAUGAAAGAGGGCUGUAAAAGUCAUUAAAAUUCAACGUUCAUUUUCAUAUAGCACUGGUCGUAUCAACUAGAGAACUGUUGAUACAAAGCUGGCAAUGAGUAGUUGGACAAACUUACCCCAACGUUCGUUCAUUAGUGAACAACCAGGAUCGAAUAUAAGACCAUAUUCAGAAUGUCUGGGUCUUAUAGUGGACAUUAUAUUUUUCAGAAUUACCUGACAAAAAUAAAGUUUCUCACUAUCAGGUCAAUUUAAAAUAAUGUAUGACACCGAAUUUUGACUGGUUUUGUGAUUUUUCAGUUUCAUUUUGUCAAAAAAUAACUUGUUUUUACAUUACACGAGGACUAUUCUUUCUAUAAAUAUCAGUUAUUUUAGAAUAUUGUUGAUCAGUAAUUUUCGAAUUAAAAACCAAAAGUAGCAGGUAAAAACUGCCGUAGUGGAUUGUCUUAGAGAUAACUCCUAAGGCUUCGUAUAUCACACAUCCUGAUAAUCGUUACUAGGUAGCUCCCAACGAUUUACAAAUUACUGGAGACGAUAUGAAUUGUUGACUGCAAUUUGUACAUCGCAAAUCACUAAGCCACAAGCACACAAAGCGGGUCCGAGUAGAAAUGAAAAUACGAACUAGCAAAUACGAAGGCAAUGAAUUGAUAAGAUUUAUAUAUAGGACGUGAUCAAUUACAUAUGUUCAUAUGGACAUGAUAAUAAUAUUACAAAGAUAUAGACAACUGGUUACUAUUCGAAUGAAACUGUCUUUUAAAUAAGUUAACUGAAGUGAUUGACAAGAUUAAACGUUAACAGACUUAAGUGUGAGGUGCUAUAUUACUUCGUGUUACUUUGAUUAAAGCACAGUAUCUCUAACUUUUCCAAUAUUAGUAAGACAGAACAUUCAGUUGCUCAAUCUUCAUGAAAUUCGGAUGGUAAAGUCGUACGUUGAGAACACACUUCAUACACUUAGGUUUAACAUGUAAGACUAUUUUUUCUUGGAAAAUUUUGGUGUCUUGAAAUUGUAUGUACGUAG
Messenger RNA from Schistosoma bovis, 3195 nucleotides. The record is from the annotation of a GenBank genome assembly. Lineage: Eukaryota; Metazoa; Platyhelminthes; Trematoda; Strigeidida; Schistosomatidae.